GUGUGUGCAUUUCUUUUUAGGAAACCCCAAAGGAGCGAUGCUUACUCACGCAAACAUUGUAUCCAAUGCAGCUGCUUUUAUCAAAAUAACAAAGACGUCCUACUGUAUAAGCUCCAGUGACACUCAUGUGUCCUAUUUACCUCUUGCACAUAUGUUUGAGCGGUUAGUACAGGUUCUACUUUUGUGCCAUGGAGCCCGGAUAGGAUUUUUUCAAGGUGACAUCAGACUUCUCAUGGAUGACCUAAAGACGUUACAGCCCACCAUAUUUCCUGUAGUGCCCCGUCUGCUCAACAGAAUGUUUGACAGGAUAUUUGGACAAGCCAACACCCCUUUGAAAAGGUGGCUGCUGGACUUUGCGACUAAGAGGAAGGAAGCAGAGCUGAAAAGUGGAAUUGUGAGGAAUGACAGCGUGUGGGACAAGCUCAUCUUCCGCAAAGUACAGGCUAGCCUGGGUGGUAAAGUACAGCUCAUGAUAACCGGAGCGGCUCCCGUCUCUCCAACAGUUCUGAGUUUCCUCAGGGCUGCCCUGGGCUGCCAGUUUUAUGAAGGCUACGGGCAGACUGAAUGCACAGCUGGGUGUUCGAUGACAUUGCCUGGAGACUGGACAGCAGGUCAUGUUGGACCACCAUUGCCAUGUUGUACUGUCAAGCUGGUUGAUGUGACGGAAAUGAAUUACUUUGCUUCUAAAGGGGAGGGAGAGGUUUGUGUGAAAGGGGCAAAUGUAUUUAAAGGCUACCUGAGGGACCCUGAAAAAACGACCGAAGCUCUUGAUGAAGAUGGUUGGCUGCACACAGGAGACAUUGGGAAAUGGUUACCGAAUGGCACUCUGAAGAUCAUUGACAGAAAGAAGCAUAUCUUCAAACUGGCCCAGGGAGAAUACAUUGCACCAGAGAAAAUUGAAAACAUUUACAUUCGGAGUGAUCCUGUCGCUCAGGUGUUUGUCCAUGGAGACAGUCUGCAGGCAUGCCUUGUGGCAAUCACAGUGCCAGAUCCUGAGGUUUUGCCCAGCUGGGCUAAGAAGAGAGGGCAUGAAGGCUCAUUUAAAGAGCUGUGUAAUAACAAG
Acipenser ruthenus (sterlet) is the source of this 1063-nucleotide messenger RNA. RefSeq names its product long-chain-fatty-acid--CoA ligase 1-like. The record is from RefSeq and is a predicted model, not a curated record. Gene Ontology annotation, cellular component: membrane; endoplasmic reticulum. Gene Ontology annotation, biological process: very long-chain fatty acid metabolic process; long-chain fatty-acyl-CoA biosynthetic process; long-chain fatty acid metabolic process. Gene Ontology annotation, molecular function: arachidonate-CoA ligase activity. NCBI's taxonomy places the organism in Eukaryota, Metazoa, Chordata, Actinopteri, Acipenseriformes, Acipenseridae.